This is a messenger RNA of Exophiala xenobiotica, 1575 nucleotides long. RefSeq lists its product as uncharacterized. Gene Ontology annotation, molecular function: polygalacturonase activity. The record is from RefSeq and is a predicted model, not a curated record. Bases 1 to 1428 code for a protein of 475 amino acids. Lineage: Eukaryota; Fungi; Ascomycota; Eurotiomycetes; Chaetothyriales; Herpotrichiellaceae. The transcript is spliced from 4 exons. Gene Ontology annotation, biological process: carbohydrate metabolic process.
AUGCUUCCAAUAUUCUUCCUUUCGAGCAUCGUCUCAUCCGUCACCGCCUAUGUGGUGAACAACGGCUCCACUUGCUAUGUCUACCCGGAGUCCUUGACGCAUUUUGGGCAGCCGGUUGACGACACGCCAUCUAUCUUGCAAGCUUUCGAGCUCUGCGGCACUAAUGGAUCGGUGAUUCUCACCAACAAUACAUUCCACGUCAACCAGGUGAUGAACACAACUGGAUUGACGAACUGCGACGUUGAACUCCAUGGUGAAAUGGUAUGGAGCGAUAACAUUCCGUACUGGUUAGGCCACAGCUACUCGGUAACCUACGCCAAUCUGUCGACAGCAUGGUUCUUUGGUGGAGAGAAUGUAACCUUCAGAGGCUUUGGCAGUGGGAGAUUCGAUGGAAAUGGCCAAGCAUGGUACGACGAAAAUCGUAACAACAGCAACCAACCAGGUCGGCCUAUCGCCUUCACGAUUCUCAACGCUAAGAACCUCUGGAUGGACGGCGUAACAUGGAGUCAAGCACAGUUUUGGCAUUCAUUCAUUUCCCAUUCUCAGAAUGUGACCAUGUCAAACAUUUACAUGAACUCCACGAGCAACAACGAAUGGUUCACUGUCAACACCGACGGCACCGAUACCUGGAAUUCCAGAGACGUUUUCUUCUACAAUUGGACUGUACAAGGAGGCGACGACUGUAUUGCAAUCAAAGGGAACAGCACCAACAUCAUAUCCAAGAACAUCACCUGCUAUCGUACCCAUGGCAUGCCCAUUGGCUCCGUAGGUCAGGAUCCGACCCAUCCCGACUUUGUGCGUGACAUAGUCUACGAGGAUGUCCAUCUCAUCAACUCGACGAAUGGCGCAUGGAUCAAAGCCUGGCAAGGUCGAUCGUCAUCCGUCACCACUAACGGAGACUCCGGUGGUGGUGGCGGAGGCUUCAUCAACAAUGUGACCUACCGGAACUUCAGGAUCGAGAACGUAGGUCAACCUAUCAGCGUAACUCAGUGCGUGUACGGGCACGAUCCCAGCAUCUGCGAUACUAGCAAACUACAAAUCUCCAACGUUACCUGGGAGAACAUAACCGGGACAUCUCACUUUGACGUCGCCUCGAUCAUCCACUGCUCCCCGUUGGUGCCUUGUCCCGGUAUGAAGUUCAUCGAUGUCAAUAUCACUACGGUCAAUGCGUCGUUGGGAAAGGCUAGCCUGCCUCAGGUGAAUCUUUGUGCGAACAUGAUCGAUCAGAAUGCGACAGGCGACCAAGCAACUGGCAUUCCCUGUCAUGGCUUCGCGCCAAACGACAUGCCCAAUGUACUUUACCGCAAUUGGCCAGAGCUUCUCAAGGAAGUCAUCCUCAGCGUCAUUGUUCCCGAGGCGCAACGGAACAACUGUUUGCAUCCAGGACCCGACGCAGCAGCUGCUGGCUGUGAUCCGCCGCCGUAUUAGGAAGGCUUGAUAUCCCCAUGAGAAGGAAGCCGAGUGGGUCGUACGGAGUACUGCGUUAACGGUUACCUUACCUUGGGUUUCUCGAAAGUCUUUCUAGAUCUAGCAGCACUCAGCUCCUCAGGAUCCAAUAAGACAGUUGAGUUCACU